ACCAAGUGUUCUUGCCCUACUACCACCAUCUCUUGUAAUCGUCUGUGUCCUAGUUCUCUAUCAGCAUGGAUAUCACCGGCAUAGCAAAGAACUUCACUGAAUUCUAUUAUUCACAAUUCGCCCAAGGCAGGUCGAACCUGGCCCCUUUGUAUCGGCCACAUUCCAUGUUGACAUGGGAGGGCAAACAGUUCCAGGGUGGAUCUAAUAUAGUCCAGCAUCUGAGUGAACUGCCUUUCGAAAAGGUCGCCCACAAGAUCAGCACAUUUGACGCGCAGCCAUCAUCCCUCGAUAUGACUACUCUCUUGAUCAACGUGACAGGGUUGCUAAGGGUGGACGGAGAUCAAGAGUUGCAGUUCUCCCAGGUGUUCGUGCUGGCAAAGGAAGCCGAUUCUUUCUACGUGCUCAAUGACAUGUUCCGACUCAACCUCGGCUGAAGCACGGCAUAUUAUGAUCCGGUAGAUGAGUCAAAGAUCCGUGGAAGUGUACAUAAUGGAGGACGGAGGCUUCUAUCGUUUGUACGUCGUAGCUUAGCAUCGAAAGUAGAUCCCACUAUAAAUCUGGAAAGAUCGUCGUGUCGAACUUUUGAAACAACACAGGAUCGGCACAACACGCGUUCACCCA
Suillus paluster is the source of this 621-nucleotide messenger RNA. RefSeq names its product nuclear transport factor 2. The record is from RefSeq and is a predicted model, not a curated record. The transcript is spliced from 5 exons. The coding region runs from base 66 to 434 and encodes 122 amino acids. Gene Ontology annotation, biological process: protein import into nucleus. Gene Ontology annotation, cellular component: nuclear pore central transport channel. NCBI's taxonomy places the organism in Eukaryota, Fungi, Basidiomycota, Agaricomycetes, Boletales, Suillaceae.